This is a messenger RNA of Grus americana (Whooping crane), 2617 nucleotides long. RefSeq names its product mitochondrial carrier 1 (gene MTCH1). The record is from RefSeq and is a predicted model, not a curated record. Gene Ontology annotation, biological process: positive regulation of apoptotic process. Gene Ontology annotation, cellular component: membrane; mitochondrion. The transcript has 12 exons. NCBI's taxonomy places the organism in Eukaryota, Metazoa, Chordata, Aves, Gruiformes, Gruidae. Bases 25 to 1026 code for a protein of 333 amino acids.
UGCGCAGUGGCGGCGGCGGGGGCCAUGGCGGCGGCGGCGCCGCUGCUGCCCCCGGUGGCACGGGCGCCCCCUGGCGGUGUGACGGGGCGGGCGGCGGCGGGUCCGGGGGCGGGUCCGGGUCCCGGGGGGGCCCGGGCCGAGGGCGCCGAGGGGCUGUUCGUGGUGCUGGGAGCGGGACUCGCCGCCGCCAGCCACCCGCUGCUCUACGUCAAGCUGCUCGUCCAGGUUGGGCAUGAGCCACUACCUCCAACCGUUGGAAGAAACGUGCUGGGAAGGAAAGUCCUGUACCUGCCUGGCUUCUUCACCUACGCCAGACACAUUGUGGAAGUGGAUGGGAAAAGGGGCCUCUUCCGCGGCCUUACUCCUCGCCUCAUCUCAAGCACUUUAUCAACCAUCACCAGGGGGAGCGUGAAGAAGGCCUUUCCACUGGAGGACAUGGAGCAUGUUUCUAACAAGGAUGAUGUGAAAACCUCCCUUAGGAAAGUGGUGGAAGAGACAUCUCAUGAGAUGAUGAUGCAGUGUGUGUCCCGGGUUGUCUCACAUCCGCUGCACGUGAUCUCUAUGCGCUGCAUGGUCCAGUUCGUAGGCCGGGAAGUCAAAUACAGCGGUGUCUUCAGCGCCAUCGGCAGGAUAUUUAAGGAAGAAGGGAUCCUGGGAUUCUUUAUCGGUUUAGUCCCUCACAUCCUGGGGGAUGUCAUCUUCCUCUGGUGCUGCAACCUCUUGGCUCACUUCAUCAACACCUACGCCGUGGAUGAUAAUUUCAGCCAGGCAUCGGUGAUCCGGAGCUACACAAAAUUCGUGAUGGGGAUCGCCGUGAGCAUGCUGACGUACCCAUUCCUUCUCGUGGGAGAUCUCAUGGCAGUGAACAACUGUGGGUUGCGUGCCGGCCUCCCUCCCUACGCUCCUGCAUUUACAUCCUGGAUCCAUUGCUGGAGGUACCUCAGUGCUCAGGGGCAGCUGUUCCGUGGCUCUAGCCUUCUCUUCCGCAGAGCGCCCAUGCCAGCCGCCUCCUUCCCCAUUGACUGAUUCCUCAGCAGGGAGAGGUGAUGAACUCGGACUCCUCAAGAAACCCUAAGUUUGUUUCAAUAUAUAUAUUUUUUCUUUUUGAUCCGAAGUCCGUGCUGUCAGAACAUCUCCUCUCCAGCAAGGCCAGAAACAAGUUGGCUUCUGGAGAUCUGCCUUCAGGCUCCAUCUGGACUAAAGCUCCAUCAUCAUGGCUGUUUUGACCAGGACAUGUAGCAGAGAGCAGAAGGACAUUGUCUUGUCUCUUUGGUCCAGGCUGUAGCUCUGGAGUCACUGGGGAAGUCCAGGAAACUGGAAAAUGCCCAGGUACUAAACUAGCCAGCCCCGAGAUGCAAGGACAAAAGACUGCUUCGUUCUGUCCAAGCUGAGAAGCAGCAAGAGAUCCAAGGUCGCCUUGCUGGGAAGGCUACGGCAGCUGACCAGCCUCCUGCCCCAUCUCUUCUGGAGAGGGGGCAAACAUCUGUGUGGCAGGUAGCUCAUUCUGGGCGAGAACAACCCUGCAACCCAUGUUUAAGGUACCUGAACACUGGGGAGCACGCCACCUCCCACGGGUGUGAAAGGAAAAUUAUAGUAUCAAACCAGAAAAAGGAAACAGUCCCACUACAAAGAACAGCACAGUCCCAGAGAGACGGGGAUGGCUCGGCUCCAGGGCAGUGCUGGGACUCGGACACGGAGAGAGCCCUUGGGGAGGGAUGCAAGCUGCAUGCGGUAAUUGCUUUGGGAAGGCCUUUUGCAGCAGGAUAUAUAGGAUAUAUCCAACAGAGCUGCUGGGUGUAAACUGGACAAGCAGCCUGUACAUGUCUCUCAGGGCAGAUGGGUCCUGGGUUGGACCAGCACGGCUGCACCACGUGAGUGUCUUCCCAGCCGGCAGGACCACGAGCCUCGCUGAGCUCCUGCCAAACCCCAGCAUCGCCGCUUCGCUGACAGAGAUGGAGCCACGCAUCGCGGCGCUGGGCUGCUGCUGGGCACUGUCCUGCUACUGGCUACACACGGAAGGGUUUGCCUUGCAGCAGGGGCACUGGGAUAAAGGAAUAAACCUUGAGCUGGCCAAAAGGCGUGCGAGGUGUCAGGGCUCCUCAUGGGUGGCAGCAGGGCAGGGUUUUAUCCUCAGCUCCCCAAACAAGAAGUUUAUUUUGCACCAGACUGUGCUGUCAUGGCAGCCAGGCAGAUUUUCCUCAUUUUGGUUCCCCCACGAAGCAGUCUUUUGCACAGAGAUGGUGCUGCACUCCCUGGGAAAAGGUUUUGGGGUCCUUGAGCAGGUUCCUGUGUGCUGCUACAGCAGCAGCUGGGGUCACAUCCCAUCCUGGCCCUCUGGGGACCCCAGCCUGCCAUCUCAGAGGGGUUUUCCUCCAUCAGAUGGGUUUGAUCCACACCUCCCCGCCGGGCCUGUGGGACAGCACCAGUACUUGCUGGGACCAGCAGUCCCCACCCAGCUCCCUUCGGUGUUGUGAAGUCAGUCCUGUCUGUCCUCCCUUCCUCCCGUACCAUUUACGUUACGGUACCAGAAGUUAAAUAAUGCAUGGCCCUGGUCCCUAACACCACAGAUUAGUUCAAAGAAGAUUUAACUAUGCUCCAAAAUACAGCUCUAAAACAA